Messenger RNA from Pyricularia grisea, 2653 nucleotides. RefSeq lists its product as uncharacterized. Bases 640 to 2346 code for a protein of 568 amino acids. The record is from RefSeq and is a predicted model, not a curated record. NCBI's taxonomy places the organism in Eukaryota, Fungi, Ascomycota, Sordariomycetes, Magnaporthales, Pyriculariaceae. Gene Ontology annotation, molecular function: transmembrane transporter activity. Gene Ontology annotation, biological process: transmembrane transport. The transcript has 10 exons.
AUCAGAUUGUUGUCAAGUGCGCUUCUUUUCCAAAAACACUGUCUUCUUGUGCUAAUCCCUUUUUGUUUUCGUACUGUAGACACGUAUCGAGUUGUUGACUCGAAUGACAUAGAAUUAUCUUUUUUUCCCUGGUUUAAAGUUACACGACCGAGAUUACGGUUUCGUGACGUCCAUGCCAAAUAUUGGCAGAAAGGGACAGAGAAAGAAAUCAAUACGCGUCCACAAAAGCCGGCCGAUCCCGGCUUGCAGGAGGGAAAGUGUGGCGCUACAAGGGCAUGCCCAGCAAGCUUUUACUGCCGUACAGUAAGUACUGUACAGUACAUAGUAGUGGCUCCACGUCAAACUCGCCAAGGGUGCAUGCAGCCCAAGCUUCACGACAGUGGCAACCGGACGACGGUUAAGGGCCAUCUCAUUCAAUUUACCUUUUCGUACCGAUUAAAGGGACAGCCCCGGGGUUAUGGUAAGUUGGGAGAGUGGGGGGCUUUUUGUUUCCGGUGUAUUGCAGAUUGGGCUUUUUUGAGGUUGCGUUGACCACGCGAGCUCGAUCGCCUGUUUCUGUGUUUUGCGACAACUCAAUCAGAGCAAAGCAAAGCAAAGCAAAACAAUUCUUGACCUUUGCAAUCAAGCAUUGCAGCAAAGAUGGGUUUAGGAAUCUUGGAAGACCGUCAUAUGGACCAUGUGCCGGGGACGACGAGGCACUAUGACGAUCCAAACAGACCAACGCGCGUUGAAGAGGGCACCACAACCCUCAAGACGACCGAAGAUGGCAUUAUACUGGUGCCACAGCCGUCCGACGACCCCAAUGAUCCUCUCAACUGGCCAUUAUGGAAGCGCGAUCUGAUCACUGGUAUCUUGUCCAUCACCGCCAUCUUUGCAACAUCACUCGGCCCCAUCCUAGCAGCAAACACAAUCACGCUGUCGCUGUGGUUCGGCCAAAACCUGACCAAGGUAGCCCUCCUGACCGGCUACUUCCUCCUCGGCGUCGGCGCCGCGGGCACCUUUUUCGUCCCAUCGAGUCGCAUCUGGGGCAAGCGCCAUGCCUUUGUCGUCGGCCUCCUCAUCCUCAUCGGCAGUUCGGCCUGGGGCGGUGCCGUCUACAAGAACUACAACAGCAUGGUGGGAGCCCGCGUCAUCCAGGGCGUCGGCGCCGCGCCAUACGAGGCCCUCGUCAACGCCGCCGUGGGUGACCUGUACUUUGUGCACCAGCGAGGCAAGAGGAUGGCUUUUACCAACCUGGCAGUGUUUGGUGGCGCCUUCUUCACGCCUAUUGUGGUUGGUGUGAUCACACACUCGAUCAUGUGGUGGUGGACGUUCUACAUCGUUGCAAUCCUGUGCGCUGCCUGCCUGCCCUUGAUAGUGUUCUUCUGCCCCGAGACAGCCUACAGGCGCGAUCAAUCUCUCAACACAGACAUGGUGGUAGACGGCCAAAGAGGUCAUCAGCUGCACACAUUCUCCGAGGGCAGCGACAGCCCACCAGCUCAGGGGCAGAAUACAGCUGAUGAGGAGAAGUUGGUGAGCCGCAACGCUCAACAGGGACAAAAUGGUGCAAACGCGGAGCAGACCCCGAGGAAGAAGACCUUCAAGGAGUCAUUGGCCCUAUUUGACGGCCGCAAGACGGACGAGUCUUUUUGGAAACUGCUGUUUAGACCGUUUGUGCUUCUUCUUGCCCAACCGGCAUUCCUCUGGGCAAGUUUGAUCCAGGGCGCAAUGAUCGGUUGGACUGUAUUUAUCGGCGUUAUUUUGGGCAAUCUAUUCCUCGGUCCGCCCAAUUGGUGGAACGAAGUCGAUACGGGAUACGCUUACACCGGCCCUUUUCUCGGCGCCCUCGUCGGCUUCGUAAUCUCUGGUGGAUUGGCAGACUGGUCCGCUAAGAAGCUCACCAAGUGGAACAAUGGCGUCUACGAGCCGGAGUUCCGUAUCUUGCUUACGAUUCCGCAGCUCGUUCUUGGGUGCGCUUCCCUGUACGGGUUUGGUGCGACGGCCGAUGCGAUAUAUGCAGACAAGGUCUCCGCUCCCGUUUUGCUGUUUUGCUUUGGACUAGAGGUUGCGGCAAUGGUUAUCGGUGCCGUGGCAAGCUCGCUGUACAUCGUAGAUGCAUAUCGGGAUCUGUCCAUCGAGGGUUUCACGUGCAUGAUUAUCUUUAAGAACUUUUUCAGUUAUGGUCUAACAUACAAGGCCUACGACUGGUGGUUGGAGCUCAAGACAAUAUCGACACCGCUUUUCAACAUUAUCGGCACCGUCCAGCUGAUAAUCUGUCUGACGAGCAUUCCCAUGUACAUUUGGGGUAAGCGGGUUCGCAGUUACUACCACCGCCACGAUAUCUUGGCAGCAUGUGGCCUCAGGUAAAGUGUCUGGCUUCUGGCUGGCAUUGCUUGAGCUUUGUCCAUGACGCAUCACAGGGUGUGGGGACAUGAAGGGGGUUGUCGUGGGUGGACAAGAUGAAGGUCGAGCUUCCUUAAUUCGGGUUUAAAUUGUCGCGAAAAAGGAGGACUUAAUAGGGACAAAAACCACUUAUGUUCUGUUUCUUUUUACUUCCUGUCUACAACAACUGGUUUUUUUUGUGUAUAUUAAUGCUCUCUUUGUAAUUAUUUAUUUGUUAUCUUCAACUCUUUUCCUCAUUGGCGCCUUAGUUCAUCCCCAAUCCCACUCGUCU